Acaulospora colombiana is the source of this 258-nucleotide messenger RNA. NCBI's taxonomy places the organism in Eukaryota, Fungi, Glomeromycota, Glomeromycetes, Diversisporales, Acaulosporaceae. The record is from the annotation of a GenBank genome assembly.
AUGGCGUUGAUGCAGACUGAACCUCCAAUGAUACCAAACGCGUUCGUCAGAGCAAGAGUGACCAGACGAGGGAGCUUGUACGGUAAUUGUGCCAUCCUUAUUCUCUACCAAGUUGACCUGUUCGUUGAUGAAUCCGUGGGUCGAGAUACGGGGCUCCUCAAGGCAGUGAGCGUGCGGGGCAAAGGAGGAAAAAGAGGAAAUGGAGGAGUGGGUGGGGAGGGUGAAGAAGAGAAGAAGAUGGAGCAAAGCGAGGACUGA